Dioszegia hungarica is the source of this 1257-nucleotide messenger RNA. RefSeq lists its product as uncharacterized. Lineage: Eukaryota; Fungi; Basidiomycota; Tremellomycetes; Tremellales; Bulleribasidiaceae. The record is from RefSeq and is a predicted model, not a curated record. The transcript has 7 exons. The coding region runs from base 1 to 1257 and encodes 418 amino acids.
AUGACAGGAGACCCGACCCCAAGCUCGGAUCCGCUCGGCUACCUCGCCCUGCGCAAGUUCUCACAACGCCUACCCAGAUGUCCUCGCACUCGACUCCCGGUCUCUUAUGCGGAUAUCGGUGAUCCGGAUGGAAUACCCGUACUAUGGAUGCUCCCCAGUGGAUGCUCUAGAUGGAUCGGUGCUCCUCAAGAUCCGCUAGCUAAGCGGUAUGGCAUCCGACUCAUCCUCGUUGAUCGACCGGGAGUGGGUGCAACUCCGAGCGUGGAUCUGGCCGACAGGAUUGAUAUUAGCUGUAAAAUGAUCGUGUCGGUGCUGGAACACCUGAAUGUUCGACCAGCCCAUAUGAUCGUCACCUCCGCCGGAAUCUACUACGCUCUACACCUCCUACUCAAUUACCCUGAGACCUUCCACUCUGGUCUCACCCCUCCGCCAUCCCUCUAUCUCGUCGCCCCCUGGUCCCCGCUCCUGCCGGCAGAUCAUCCCGACUACUACCCCUCAUACUUCACCUGGAUUCCCUCCCCCGUCAUUGCGACUCAGCAUAUCACUCUGCCCCAAUUGAUGAAGCUCGCCAAGACGGGGACGUCGCUCUGGAAUACCGGUCUCAAGACUCUUUGGUCCACCUUGGAUUCCGCCCGCUCUAUGAUCGGCGGGACUACACAGACGUCAGCGGGCGGAAGCGCGCAUGGCGCUUCUCCCGAUCAUGUACACGAUAGCGGACUGGACCUAGGCGGCGAGAGCGGAGCGGUCCCUUCGGCAGCGGUUCCGAUGAGCGUCGACGGCGUAGAGUACAAACAAGGGGAACCAAGCAGCGAAGUCGCGGAAAGCAGCGAGGGAAGCGGGAUGUGGGGCAGAUUCCCAUGCUGUAUAAGCUGUACUACGACCGACUACUUUCAAGCCGAAAACUUCUCUGGCGUAGGGCAAGAACACCUCAUCUGCCUGAAUCGUGGACCGGUCGAUACAGGCCACAUUUGGCUCGAACAGACCAUCACCACCCUCGCUACCAAGCUCCAGACUGCCGGUAUGGACCGCCCGGGUACGGAAAAGGGGCUGCCCCUCAUCGAUGUGGAUGUAUGGUGGGGAUGGGAAGAUAAUAUGGUGCCGAGGAAAGGGCAGUUGUGGUUUAAUAAAACGCUGGGGAGGUAUCCGAGGGAAAUGAGAUUGAAGGUGCAUGAUGUGCCGGAUGGGGAUCAUACAGAUCUGCUGAGCAGAACGGACGGAAUAUAUGAGGUGUACGACUUGAUCCGCGAAAGGGGAUAG